AUGACACCAGUAAAGUGAGUGGGUUGCACUCUUUAAGUGCUGGAAUAGUGAAUAAGGUACCACCUGCCCUUGCAGGUUAAAUUGCUGAAUUAUGGAACUGAGGCUUUAAUGGUUCCAUUUGUGAGCGGUUUGACAAAAUCCUUGACUCUACAGCACCUACAGCCUGACCCGCCUGCUACCGCUCUACAGCACCUACAGCCUGACCCGCCUGCUACCACUCUAUAGCACCUACAGCCUGACCCGCCUGCUACCGCUCUACAGCACCUACAGCCUGACCCGCCUGCUGCCGCUCUACAGCACCUACAGCCUGACCCACCUGCUGCCGCUCUACAGCACCUACAGCCUGACCCGCCUGCUACCGCUCUACAGCACCUACAGUCUGACCCGUCUGCUGCCGCUCUACAGCACCUACAGUCUGACCCGUCUUCUGCCGCUUUACAGCACCUACAGUCUGACCCGUCUGCUGCCGCUCUACAGCACCUACAGUCUUACCCGUCUGCUUGCGGCUCUACCUACAGCCUGA
This is a messenger RNA of Pelobates cultripes (western spadefoot toad), 523 nucleotides long. The record is from the annotation of a GenBank genome assembly. Lineage: Eukaryota; Metazoa; Chordata; Amphibia; Anura; Pelobatidae.